AUGAUGCAGAUUCUUGGGCGAAUGGUCUUGGUGGCAAGCUGCACGAUGGCCGCAGCAGGUACAACCGCCUGUGAGAAGGCACUGUUGGAGCUGAUGAGCGAAGACGCUUGCGGCAACGCAAAUGGUCCCGACCCUUCGAAGGCAUGCACCAGCACCUGCAAGCCUUUGGCGUGUGGUGUGGUCAGCGCCUGCCACGCUGGCUCCACAGUUCGAGUCGAGGAUGAGACCGGCAGCUGGACCAUUCCAGCUGAGGACGUGCAGAACAUGGUGCAGGAGCUGUCCGCAGAACAUACGUCUUGCCCAUGCACGCCGACAAGGUCUGUGAGCCUGCCCAACGCGACUGGGCACGUGCAAGAAGCCGCCAAGCUUGCUGUCGGCCUCAGCAAGGGCAGGCGAACCGCCUGUGAGAAGGCACUGUUGGAGCUGAUGAGCGAAGACGCUUGCGGCAACGCAAAUGGUCCCGACCCUUCGAAGGCAUGCACCAGCACCUGCAAGCCUUUGGCGUGUGGUGUGGUCAGCGCCUGCCACGCUGGCUCCACAGUUCGAGUCGAGGAUGAGACCGGCAGCUGGACCAUUCCAGCUGAGGACGUGCAGAACAUGGUGCAGGAGCUGUCCGCAGAACAUACGUCUUGCCCAUGCACGCCGACAAGGUCUGUGAGCCUGCCCAACGCGACUGGGCACGUGCAAGAAGCCGCCAAGCUUGCUGUCGGCCUCAGCAAGGGCAGGCGAACCGCCUGUGAGAAGGCACUGUUGGAGCUGAUGAGCGAAGACGCUUGCGGCAACGCAAAUGGUCCCGACCCUUCGAAGGCAUGCACCAGCACCUGCAAGCCUUUGGCGUGUGGUGUGGUCAGCGCCUGCCACGCUGGCUCCACAGUUCGAGUCGAGGAUGAGACCGGCAGCUGGACCAUUCCAGCUGAGGACGUGCAGAACAUGGUGCAGGAGCUGUCCGCAGAACAUACGUCUUGCCCUUGUCCAGCCCUGCGUGCCCCGGCCUUGCGAGGUGCAAAACCUGCUCACCCCUGA
This is a messenger RNA of Symbiodinium natans, 1023 nucleotides long. Lineage: Eukaryota; Dinophyceae; Suessiales; Symbiodiniaceae. The record is from the annotation of a GenBank genome assembly.